AUAGAUAGAUCAGCAGCGGAUAGAUCAGCAGCGGACAGAUCAGCAUCUCGUCAUUUCUCGGGGAGACUCCGCGCUCGUGCAUCAGACAGAGAUUAAUUAUUGUUGUCGUUCAUCAGCGCCUCUAAAGGAUAAAUGCGCACAGAGAAGAUGAUGAUGAUGAUGUCCCCAUGGGACCGCUGGUACUCCACCAGCUGCUGCCUGUGCUUCCAUGUCCGCACAGGAACCAUCAUCCUGGGGGUCUGGUACAUGCUCAUCAAUGCUGUGGUGUUACUCAUCCUGCUCACAGCGCUAAGUGAUCCUGAAAAGUACCACCUGACCAGUGCUGAGUUGGCUAAUGACCUGGAUGUCAUGGAUGAUGCCAACAUGUGCAUUGCCUCAGCAAUUUCCCUACUGAUGAUCCUUAUAUGCGGUAUGGCAACAUAUGGCGCAUACAAGCUGCGUGGCGCAUGGAUUCUCCCCUUUUUCUGCUACCAAAUAUUUGACUUUGCUCUCAACACCCUGGUGGCUGUUAGCAUCGUUGUUUACCCAAACACAAUCCAGGAUUAUCUGCACCAGCUGCCUGAUGAUUUCCCUUACAAAGAGGAGGUGACUGCGCUCAGUAACAUCUGCCUGGUCCUCAUCGUUUUGCUCUUCAUAGGCUGCAUCAUCGGCUUCAAGGCCUAUCUGAUAGCGUGUGUCUGGAACUGCUACAGAUACGUGAGUGGGAGGGGCGGUUCUGAAAUCAUGCUUUACGUUACCACGAAUGAGACUACGGUGCUGCUGCCACCGAUCGACGACCACAUCAGUGUCCCUUGUAAGCAGGCUCCUCCGGCCUGCAUCUCUGCUGAAGCUACAGCAUGAAAACACUCCUCUCUUUGAAUCCCCCUGAUUGGAUGCUGCUGUUAAUACUCAAUACAACAAAAUGAUGCACCACACUGCCUCUCAACAUUACAUCCACAAAUAUCCAUAAAAAGUAAAAAACCCUCCACCUCAUGUAUGCAUAUUCGCUCACCGCCCCCAUUCCUUCUGGUAUUACCGAUUAAAUUAUAAUUUCCCUGUAAUUCAUCUGUUCUCUUCUUCUGAGGUUAAUUCCAAGAAUGGUUUGCAUUAUUAUGCAUUAGAAUCAACCCAAAAAAGCAUGACAGCUGUAGAAAGUUGGAUAGAUGACAUAUAUUUUUGUUAACUUAAUAAUUGUUCUGUGUGUUUGCAACAGUAUUAUAUGGGUCUUAGUUUAUAUAGACAUAUUUAUCUCUUGCACAAUGCUAACAUGCUGUCCACAGUAUGGAUUGGUGCAGGAUUGGGUGUGGAGUUUUCAUGUAUUUGUCUCUGCUCAUGAUCAAGGUUGGAUUGCCUUCUUUCCCAACUGUCUCUCUCAACUGGUUUGCACUUAAUGUAUGAAGUGUCACCUAAAUUUGAGAUUCUCCAAAGAGAUGUAUCUGCCUGUAUUCUGACAUGAUCAAAGAGCAGCCCUAAUGUAUAUCAAGCAUAUCACAUUUUUUCUAUGUUCUGUUUGACUAGAAACAUAAUUGUGUUGUAAUUAGAUGAAUAGAGUUUUGCUUGGUUAAAUUUUAAAUGUGUUUCUACUGACCGGCGAGAAAAUGUCUUAGGUUGCUGUACUGUUUUUGAAGCACUGAUCUGGAAUCAGUUUGCUGUGUGAAUGAUGGAAACCUGGAGCGUCAGAGAAAGCAGGUCCUGUUUGUGUUUUUUAAAUCAAGGAAAAGGGAGUUUGAGUCUGUGUAAACAUUACAACCAUCAGACUGAGUUAUUGGCUUGUUGCUCUGUUAUGCAAGGAUACAAAAGUCACUGUUGUAAAACAAAUAUUU
This is a messenger RNA of Cyprinodon variegatus (sheepshead minnow), 1802 nucleotides long. Its product is annotated as lysosomal protein transmembrane 4 beta. The record is from RefSeq and is a predicted model, not a curated record. Gene Ontology annotation, cellular component: lysosomal membrane. Bases 133 to 840 code for a protein of 235 amino acids. NCBI's taxonomy places the organism in Eukaryota, Metazoa, Chordata, Actinopteri, Cyprinodontiformes, Cyprinodontidae. The transcript is spliced from 7 exons.